This is a messenger RNA of Cucurbita moschata (crookneck pumpkin), 1977 nucleotides long. RefSeq names its product cytochrome P450 78A5. NCBI's taxonomy places the organism in Eukaryota, Viridiplantae, Streptophyta, Magnoliopsida, Cucurbitales, Cucurbitaceae. The transcript has 2 exons. The coding region runs from base 65 to 1654 and encodes 529 amino acids. Gene Ontology annotation, molecular function: monooxygenase activity; oxidoreductase activity, acting on paired donors, with incorporation or reduction of molecular oxygen; heme binding. The record is from RefSeq and is a predicted model, not a curated record.
CCAUACACUUUCCCUCCCGUCUCUUCCCCUUCCACACCGUCCCCUGUUUUGGCGCCAAACCACGAUGUCAUCACAAGCUCUCAACGCCCUCCUUCUCCACUUCCCCAUUUCCAUUACCCAAAGCUUCGAAGCUCUUCUUCUCAGCUUUCUUCUCGUCUCCAUUUUCGCCUUCCUCCUCCACCCCGGCGGCCUCGCCUGGGCCAUUUCCAAGUCCAAAACCACCGCCUCCGCCGCCAUUCCCGGCCCUUCCGGCCUCCCAUUCAUCGGAUUACUCCAUGUCUUCACCCAUUCAACCCCUCACAGAGCUCUCUCCGCCCUUGCCAAUCGAUUCAAAGCAUACCCUUUAAUGGCCUUCUCCGUUGGCCUUACAAGGUUCGUCAUUUCUAGCAAUCCUGAUAUUGCAAAGGAGAUUCUAAACAGCCCAUCCUUUGCUGAUAGACCUGUAAAGGAGUCCGCUUAUGAGCUGCUCUUCCACAGAGCAAUGGGUUUUGCUCCUUAUGGUGAGUAUUGGAGGAAUUUGAGGAGAAUUUCAGCUACUUACAUGUUUAAUCCAAAGAGAAUUGCUGGUUUUGAAGGGUUUAGGAGGGAAAUUGGAGCUAAAAUGAUGAGGGAAAUAGAGAAAUCCAUGGCUUUAAAAGGGGAAGUGAGAGUUAAAGAGAUUCUUCAUUUUGGGUCUUUGAAUAACGUAAUGAUGACUGUUUUUGGUAAGUGUUAUGAGUUUAAUGGUGAAGGAAAUGGGGCAGAGCUUGAGGAAUUAGUAAGGGAAGGGUAUGAUCUUCUUGGGAUAUUCAAUUGGAGUGACCAUUUUCCCUUCUUGGGGUUCUUGGAUUUACAAGGCGUGAGGAAAAGGUGUAGAGUUUUGGCUUCUAAGGUCAAUAUAUUUGUCGGAAAAAUCAUUGAAGAACAUAGAACAAAGAGGAAAGAACAAGAACAAAACAGAGAUUUUGUCGAUGUUCUGCUUGAUUUGGAGAAUGAUGACAAGCUAUCAGAUUCCGACAUGAUUGCUGUUCUUUGGGAAAUGAUCUUUAGAGGGACCGACACAGUGGCGAUACUUCUGGAGUGGAUUUUAGCUCGAAUGGUAAAACACCCAGAAAUCCAAAUGAAAGCCCAAGACGAAAUCGAUUCAUUAAUAGGCAAAAGCUCUCGACCCAUUACAGAUUCCGACAUCCAAAAUCUUCCAUAUCUUCAAGCCAUUGUUAAAGAAUGUCUUAGAAUGCACCCACCAGGGCCACUUCUGUCAUGGGCUCGACUAGCGACCGCCGACGUUCAUGUCGGCGGUCGUGUGAUACCGGCGGGGACGACGGCGAUGGUGAACAUGUGGGCGAUAACCCACAACGAGAGGGUUUGGUUAGAGCCAGAGAAAUUCGAGCCAAAUCGGUUCAUGGAAGAGGAAAUUAGUGUAAUGGGGAGUGAUUUGAGGUUGGCUCCAUUUGGGGCAGGGCGAAGGGUUUGUCCGGGAAAGGCCAUGGGUUUAGCCACCGUGCAGCUCUGGUUGGCUCAGCUGCUUCGAGCUUACAAAUGGGUGGCGUGUUCUGAAGAAGCCGCCACUAAUGGUGGCGUAGAUUUGUCAGAGUGCCUUAAACUCUCUCUGGAAAUGGAAUCUCCUCUGGUUUGUAGAGCCAUUGGGAGGAGGGUUGGUUUGGCAGAGGAAUGAAGAAGAGGAAGAAGACGGCGGCGGCAAGUGGCAGAUGUUGUUAAAAGGGUUGUUUUUUUUUUUUUUGCUCUUUUGGAGCUGUCCCCGGCGGAGACAACCAGUUCGGCGGCGGUGGGGAGCUCACAAAAAGGGUUUUUUUUGGUGUUUUUUUUUUUGGGGUUUGGGGAAGCAUAGAAGUUUCUUUUGUGUUUGGUUUUGUUGUUAGUGGUUAGGGUUUUGUUUUUAGGGUCAGUUUGGAAGGCCACGUGGUUGGUGAUAUGCGUAAUGGAAUCUUAUGCUUUUGUAUAAAGAAAGGAACCCUUUAGCUAUUAUUCUCUCUGUCU